GUGACGGAAACUCGUAGACAGUUUAGAGUCAGACGUGGUCGGUGACUCGUUACGAAUAGAAGUUUUCAUAAUGGUUUAUCGUCAACAAUAAACAUUUCAUGAGGUCACGAACAAAGGCCUAGUUUUAACAAACGUUGGUGUACAUGAGAGUUGGUUACAGUCUGUCUCUACCCUGGCAUCACUUCCACUACACUAUGAUUUCAUACUGGGAUUAAAUUCGUAAUGGUCGAAUCGGUUAGUCGCAAGUGGCGCUGGUUUCGUUUAAUGAUUCCAGUUGCCUGCAACAUUCAAUUAAUCCUCAUCAAAGGAAUUGUGUACAACUACAGCAUCUUGUUUGUGAAUUUCAGAGAUGAGUUUGGAAGCAGUGAAGCCUUAACAGGGUGGCCGGGGUCCAUAGCUAAUGCAUCAGCGGGCUUGCUGAGUCCUGUGGCCAGCUUACUCCUCCGAGUUGUAAGUCAUCGUACUCUGAUCUUAAUUGGUCAUGUAGUAUUUCUAUCAGGGUUGAUGCUGACAUCAUUAGCUCGUAACUUCUGGUACGUCCUCUUGACUUUUGGUAUCCUUGGUGGUGUUGCAAACGACUUCGUCCUCGUUGCUACCAAUGGGAUUGUUCUUAAGUGGUUCGCUGCUGGGACUUCGUUUCUCCGUGCGAGCGCUGUCAUGUUCCUCGGAACCUCAUUAGGUAUCUUAAUUUUCAGUCCUCUGCUAACUGCAUGCAUAACCCAGUACGGAUGGAGGAAUGCUUUAAGAAUCGUCUCAAGCGGGAUCUUCGUAAUGGGUGUAGCCAUCGGCUUGAUUCUCAGGGAUCCGUCAACAACCGUCAACGACCGUCAAGAUGUUGCAGAUAUUGAAGACGGUAGCAAGGAGGCAAGUCCCUUGAAUGAAGAGGAGACAAACGUAUAUGGAUGUGAAGAUGUUCAACCAAGCAUAGAUGGAAAUCCAGAGAUUCAGAGCUUGUUUGAAGAACCCAAAAUGCAAGAUGAAGACUUGACUCGACUGCAAGAAGAGAAGAAGUGUUGCUUCUCGUCAUACCACUGUGAGGUGCUGGAGAUGAUGACGAGGUUCGAGCCCACAGCAUGGGGCAUAGGAAUAACUCUUUCUCAAAUCGGAUGGACGUUUUUCAUCAUUAAUUUUGCCAGUUUGAUGGAUCGGCACGGUCUUAACAACCAGCAGAUUUCUCUUGCACUUGUGUUCUUCGCUUUUGGAGAUUUGAUCGGCAAGCUUCUCAUUGCUAUAUUCGGUGGCAGUCUUCCAUUCCAAAGAGUAUACUAUCUCUCUGCGUCUAUGUUUCUAGCUACAGCUGAGUUUGGAGUGAUGUCCAUCGCAAACACGAUAGAACAUUUCUUAGCUUUGUCGAUAGUUGGUGGGCUGAUACGCUCUGUCUUGUACGGUGCAGCAAUGGGCAUCUCGGCAGACAUAUUUGCCGAUACGUACAGCAACAAUGGUGUGACGAUUCUAGCCCUAUUUCCAAUCGGCAUUGGAAUACUUAUCGGCGGCCCUCUUGCGGGAGGAUUGUAUGAUGUCACUGGCAACUACAUCGUCAGUCUUCUUGUGAUCGCCGCCUUGUUUGUUUGCUCUGCAUUGCUAGUUCUGUCCAUACCAAUACGAAGGCGACUACAAUCAGGUAGUCUAUGCUGCGCACGAACCACAGCAACACACGUGCAAGUUUGAGAUAGUGAUCGUCAAUAAUUAUGGCUAUAUUAUUAUAAUCAGUUGACCAAUUAAAUUUAAUAAUUAUAGGGUUUCAUGUUUCAAUGUAAAAUUUUCAACUAAUAAUGGUCAAGAUAACCACCAAUUUAAAAACUCACUCCGCGGUAGCGCAGUUAACAACGAUCCUAUAACCUAAAGUAUAUUCCCAGUCAAUUUGCUAUUAUACCUUCGGCCCAGGUAUAAGUCUAAAAAAAAAAAGCAGGACAGUUCUUUUCAGAACUGAGAAGUCCCCGACAAUCCGAUAAAAACAGUAAUAGAAACACAGUUAUCUCAAAAAUAAACUCUACCUGGCAAGUAGACAAACACAUGGUGUUACCGCAAACCACAAUUUAACAGUUCUUGAUACCUCACCAUGCAUUGCCUCAAAUUAAUGGUUUACUGAGUAGAUUCUAAGAGCUUUCCCGUGAUGUCAUCAUACUGUAGAUGAAUGGUUACAGAGUCUUGCUGGGUGUGUCAUCUCUUGGGUGCCUUUUGGUCUUAUCUUUAUAGGCAGUAAUGGACACUAUUGGUAAUUACUCACAAUAUUGAUUACUCAAAUCGGUAAUGGGGAGAGGUUGAUAGUAUACAAAUAUUGACUACUUCGAGUGCUAUGGUUAAAACGAGUCGUGUUUUAUAACCAUAAGCACGAGUUAAAGCAGUCAAUGUUUUAUAACACCCCAACAGACUUUAUCAUCUUC
Molecule: messenger RNA, 2384 nt
Organism: Asterias rubens (European starfish)
Lineage: Eukaryota; Metazoa; Echinodermata; Asteroidea; Forcipulatida; Asteriidae
Product: monocarboxylate transporter 9-like
Exons: 6
Coding region: 223-1668 (481 amino acids)
Biological process (GO): transmembrane transport
Molecular function (GO): transmembrane transporter activity
Source: RefSeq, a predicted model, not a curated record